Molecule: messenger RNA, 1524 nt
Organism: Helianthus annuus (common sunflower)
Lineage: Eukaryota; Viridiplantae; Streptophyta; Magnoliopsida; Asterales; Asteraceae
Product: pentatricopeptide repeat-containing protein At4g38150
Exons: 2
Coding region: 82-1326 (414 amino acids)
Molecular function (GO): protein binding
Source: RefSeq, a predicted model, not a curated record
CCUAUCCAACCUACCCGCAUUAUCCACACCUGAAGUAUGUCUGGUUUUAGGGUUUACAGAAACAGCUAAACACAGACGACGAUGAAAAAAGGGUUUAGGGUUUCAAACCUAAUCUCCUUCAACAUUUCAAAUCAUUAUCAUCAUCAUGUAGAUUCGCCAUUGAUGUUCAGAUUGUUCUCCUCCUCAUCAUCAUACAACAACAGCAACAGAUCUAACGACGGUUACUCCGGCGGCCGCCCACCGCCACGCCGCCGCUCCGGCGACAAUUACACCUCCUCAAAUCGCACCUCACGACUCUCCGGUUUCAUCGACGAUAACGGUGGCGGAAGAAGAGAUUAUGAAGAGCAAAAUUCCCAAUUUACCCCUGCAAACCCUAGCAAAGGUAGAAGAGAUUUUGAUACUAAUAGAAAACUUAAUAAUUAUCAUUCUGUUAAUGAUAGUAAGUAUAGAGUUAGUAAUAGAUCAGAUAACAGAAAAUCUGUAGGUAAUAUUAAUAGUAAUAGCUCUUAUGUUCCAUUUGGUGAUGAUGAUGAUGAUAAUAUUAAUGAACAAAAUUCCAAGUUUACCCCUGGAAACCCUAGGAGACAUGUUGAGGAUAAUAAGAUGCAGGAUGUUGAUGGAUUUCUUGAUAGGUUUAAGCUAGGGUUAGAUCAGGACAAGAAUAAGGUCAAUUUCGACAAUUUGAAUGGCGGUACGGUGAAUGUCGAUAGGGGUGCUGGAGAGGGAGAAAUGGCGGCGGAGGAGGAUACGAGGGUGCGGCCGCCGGAAGAUGCGGACGAGAUUUUUAGGAAGAUGAAGGAAACCGGGUUGAUACCGAAUGCGGUGGCGAUGCUGCAUGGUUUGUGUAGUGACGGGUUGGUUCAGGACGCGAUGAAGUUGUUUGGCGUAAUGCGUGAGCGAGGGUCGAUUCCGGAGGUGGUGAUAUACACGGCGGUGGUGGAAGGGUUUUGUAAGGCGCAGAAGGGGGACGAGGCGAUAAGAAUAUUUAGGAAGAUGCAGGGGAAUGGGAUUGUGCCGAACGCGUUUAGUUAUGGGGUUAUUGUUCAGGGGUUGGUUAAAGGGAAAUGGUUGGAUGAUGGGUUUGAGUUUUGUUUGGAGAUGGUGGAAGCAGGGCAUUCGCCGAAUUUGGCUACGUUUACGGGGUUGGUUAGCGCGUUUUGUAGGGAAAGGGGUCUGGAAGCUGCUCAGAUUGUGAUCAGUAAGUUGAAAGAUAAAGGGUUUGGAUUUGAUGAGAAGGGUGUUAGAGAUUUUAUGGAGAAGAAAGGUCCUUUCUCGCCAAUGGUUUGGGAAGCUAUCUUUGGGAAGAAGAGUUCACAAAUGUUAUGAGCAUUUUAUAUGUGUGAGUUCUUAUCUACAUAACCUUUUGUUUGUGUUUUUGAUCAAUAAAUACUCUACUCGAUUGGGUUGAGUUGACUUGAUCUAUAAUGACAUGAUAGUUGUUUUAGUUUUUUGUAUGUAUUAGCAUUCUGUUACUGUUAGUUUUCUUCAUAUUAGUAAACAUAAUCAUAAUAUAUUCCCUAGUUA